Messenger RNA from Sphaerodactylus townsendi, 5667 nucleotides. RefSeq names its product glucosamine (UDP-N-acetyl)-2-epimerase/N-acetylmannosamine kinase (gene GNE). Gene Ontology annotation, biological process: UDP-N-acetylglucosamine metabolic process. The record is from RefSeq and is a predicted model, not a curated record. Lineage: Eukaryota; Metazoa; Chordata; Lepidosauria; Squamata; Sphaerodactylidae. Gene Ontology annotation, molecular function: hydrolase activity, hydrolyzing O-glycosyl compounds; N-acylmannosamine kinase activity; UDP-N-acetylglucosamine 2-epimerase activity.
CCACCCCACCCCAAGCAGGACUCCUCGGGUGCCACGUGUCGUGUGAAUGGCGCCUCUGACAGGAGGCUGAAGAGUGUCGCGGGUGGGAGGAAGAAAAGAGCGGGCACAGCGACCGCCGUCGCCACCUUGGCUGAGGCGGGGAGGAAAGGCCAGGCCGCGGCGAGGGGGCUGCAGCCGGGAGCGCGCCAUCCCUGCGCUCGCCCUGCUGCCAGGCGCCGGCGCCGCCCCCACCCGACGCGGCCUACGGAGGGAAAUCGCAGCGGCUCGCGUGUGCCGCCUUAUCUCCGCCGGCUCUGGCCGCCUCCGCUCCCAGGUUCCCUCCUCCGGGCCUGCGGGAGGCGUGGUGAAGCCAGCAUUAAGGAACUGUAUUUCAAGAACCUGUCCAAACAGAAACAGAAGCGAGUCAUGGAGAAGCAUGGGAACAACCGGAAACUCCGGGUUUGUGUCGCUACCUGCAAUCGGGCGGAUUACUCCAAGCUGGCCCCGAUCAUGUUUGGCAUUAAGGCGGAGCCACAGUUCUUCGAGCUUGACGUUGUGGUUCUAGGCUCCCACUUGAUUGAUGACUAUGGUAACACGUACCGUAUGAUCGAACAAGAUGAUUUUGACAUCCACACCAGACUACACACCAUAGUGCGAGGAGAAGAUGAAGCAUCCAUGGUGGAAUCUGUAGGUCUGGCCUUAGUCAAGCUCCCGGAUGUGCUCAACCGCUUGAAACCCGACAUCAUGAUUGUCCAUGGCGACAGGUUCGACGCUCUGGCGCUGGCAACGUCGGCUGCCUUAAUGAACAUUCGGAUUCUUCACAUUGAAGGCGGAGAAGUCAGCGGGACCAUAGAUGACUCCAUCAGGCAUGCUAUCACCAAGUUGGCUCAUUACCACGUGUGUUGUACGAGAAGCGCCGAGCAGCACUUGAUAUCCAUGUGUGAAGACCACGACCGCAUCCUCCUGGCGGGCUGCCCUUCCUAUGAUAAGCUGCUAUCUGCCAAAAAUAAGGACUACAUGAGCAUUAUCCGCAUGUGGAUAGGCGAGGAUGUGAAACCAAAAGACUAUAUAGUUGCUUUGCAGCAUCCUGUGACCACGGACAUUAAACAUUCCAUAAAGAUGUUUGAAUUGACCUUAGACGCUCUCAUCUCCUUUAACAAGAGGACCCUGGUGUUGUUCCCAAAUAUUGAUGCAGGGAGCAAAGAAAUGGUUCGGGUCAUGAGGAAGAAGGGUGUUGAGCACCACCCGAAUUUCCGAGCGGUAAAGCAUGUGCCGUUUGACCAGUUCAUUCAGCUCGUGGCUCAUGCUGGUUGUGUGAUUGGGAACAGCAGUUGUGGCGUGAGAGAAGUUGGGGCAUUUGGAACCCCUGUCAUCAAUCUGGGAACCCGACAGAUAGGGAGAGAAACAGGGGAAAAUGUCCUACAUGUUCGGGAUGCUGACACCCAAGAUAAAAUACUACAAGCCUUGCAUCUCCAGUUUGGCAAACAAUACCCUUGUUCAAAGAUAUAUGGAGAUGGAAAUGCUGUUCCAAGAAUUCUAAAGUUCCUCAAGUCUAUUGACCUUGGAGAACCUCUUCAGAAGAAAUUCUGCUUCCCUCCUGUCAAAGAAAACAUCUCCCAAGACAUUGACCAUAUAUUGGAAACCCAGAGUGCCUUGGCAGUGGAUCUGGGUGGAACAAACCUUCGGGUAGCAAUAGUCAGCAUGAAGGGUGAAAUAGUUAAGAAAUAUAGCCAACUGAACCCCAAAACCUACGAGGACAGAAUACAGUUGAUCCUUAAAAUGUGUGUAGAGGUUUCCUCAGAAGCAGUAAAUCUGAAUUGCCGAAUCCUGGGUGUGGGCAUUUCUACAGGUGGACGGGUCAACCCCCGAGAAGGCGUCGUCCUUCAUUCCACAAAACUUAUUCAGGAGUGGAGCUCUGUUGAUCUGCGGACUCCAAUAUCAGACGCUUUGCACUUACCCGUGUGGGUGGACAACGAUGGCAACUGUGCUGCUUUGGCAGAGAGAAAAUUUGGGCAUGGAAAAGGAGUGGAAAACUUUGUAACUCUCAUCACUGGGACAGGUAUUGGUGGUGGAAUCGUCCACCAAAACGAAUUGAUCCAUGGAAGCUCUUUUUGUGCUGCUGAACUUGGGCAUAUCAUGGUAGCCUUGGAUGGUCCCGAGUGCCUUUGCGGGAGCCACGGCUGCAUUGAGGCCUACGCUUCUGGGAUAGCCUUCAGAGAAGCGAAGAAAUUGCACGAUGAAGAUUCGUUGUUAAUGGAAGGUAUGUCUGUAAAGAAGGAAGAGACAGUAACAGCUGCACAUCUCAUUCAGGCAGCAAAAUUGGGAAAUGUGAAGGCUGAGCACAUCGUUAGAACAGCUGGAACAGCUCUGGGGCUUGGAGUUGUGAACAUUCUGCACAGCAUCAACCCCUCACGUGUGAUCCUUUCCGGCAUCUUGGCGAGUCACUACGUCAACGUUGUCAAAGACGUGAUCCAUCAGCGAGCCUUGUUCUCUGUGCAAACUGUGGACGUGGUUGUCUCGGACCUGACGGAUCCCGCCUUGCUGGGGGCGGCUAGCAUGGUCCUGGAUUAUACCACACGCAGAAUAUAUUAGGCAAGAUGGCAGAAAUAGAUUUCAUGCAUCUCUGGUAGCACUUCGGGAGGAACAGUUUCCUUCCAAACAUGAACAGCCUUUUUUCAUAUAAAAUAUAGAGGGAUUUUUAGGAGGGCUAGCAGGUACUUCAAUACCUCCUGAACUCUUUUAUCUGAUUUUUUUAAUGACCUUAUUUGGUUCUCUUGCUCAUAUCUUCACCCUGCAAGCUCAGGUGUUGUUACUUGUUGCAGGAAAGGUAAUUUAAUAUGAAGAUUUUUCUCAUGGACUUUUCUGGAUGAAAUGUGCCACACCAAUCAAUUUCUGGUGGAUGCUGGGAUCCUACACCUUUGAAAGUAAAAGAUGAGCCAUGUAAACUUGUGUUCUUGUAUGUACGGGGUUUCCAGCCAUCACAACAGAAGGAAAUGGAGAUCUUCUCUAAACAAGUGAAGAAAUGUCUCUUGCAGAUAUAUGCAUCAACUCACUCGUGCCUCUGGGAAGACCAAAACAAGCAGCUAUAAUCAAGCAGAGGCCAGUGUUAGACUAUCUGAUGAUACAGAGAUUAUCCAGUUAUUUAUUGUUGAAGUAAUAUAAGAACCUUAGCUUGAAAGAAGAGUCUAGAUGCGCUUAUGGCAGUAGCUUCCAAGAGUUUAUUAGAAUAUCCUAGGAUGAAGCGGAAGGUAGACUGAACUGUCAGUUCUGGCUCCCAUCAUCUGUAUUUUUAAAAAAUUAUCUGUCUCCUCUGACUUGGAGGUAACGACACGUUCUGGUUUAGUUUUUUCUAACAAAUCCUCGUGGGUUUGUUUUUGCUUAUGUUGGCCGUUUCAUGUUCCAUUGGUGUUUCAUUCUCAUUGAUCCAGGCUGCUAGAAUCUGCCUGGAAAAAAAGACGUCUUGGUUAGUUAUGGGCGUGUGUGAAAAUGUCUGAUUUAUUGUCUGGGUGUAUUAACUUGGAGUGGAAGGCUGAUCCUCACACUUACACUGGUGUUCAGAAGUGGACACAAAUUUUAGCAACCCACACAUAAUCUGCUUACUUGUCGGCUGAGAGAUUCUUUUCUCUUUACUCGCAGAAUUCACACAAGCAGAUCUCUGAUAGGCUCUGACAUUAGUUUGGAUGUAGUUUAUCAGUAGCCUCUUCCACUGUUGCUCUGAGCAGCUGGUUCAUUCUUAGAGGAACAAGAUUUGAAAAGGUUAAGAUGGAAAGCCACUGGUGAUAAUCACCUGUGAGGAGUCUGGCAAAAAAAGUUAAGUGAUUUAUCUGAAUUUCCUUAAGGUUGCAUUACUCUGAGUAGCAAUUUCACCAAUUUUCCAUGGCAAAAAUAUGGAUAAUCCCCCCACCACCACCACCACCACCACACACAUGCAAUUUCAGUUGCUGGCUGGGGGGGGGGGGUGGGGGAGAUAUGUUGUAGACUUGACCAAUUCCAUAAGGUGAUGAUAGGUCUUCCUGUUAAAUUUUAUCUGUAAUGUGCACGUCUGUGAGGCUUGAAUUCCAAGUUCUUUUGUUUUGCCUUGGAUUUUCUUGAUCUGGAAGUUUCAUUCAUUUGUUAGUUCAUUCAUUGAUGAACCAGGUGGAAAAUGUCUGGAUUAGAGCAUGGCAGGUACACAGCAACAGAAGGUUUCAGAAAUAAUUGCUGUUAUCUUUUUUAGAACAUUUCCAGUUUGCUUCUUGUCAUAAUUUUGUUUCCCUCAACCCUGGGGAAAGAGCAGGAACACCUGUAGAUGUGGCUGACUUGAAAUGUGUCUGUUUCACUUGCACAGCAGUAACUUAGUGAGAAUUAGGGGCUGGGUCUACCCAUCAUAUUUUGGAGUUCGUGGCUACAAUUUCUCAGUCUUUCCAUCCUGGUCAAAAGGAGAUUUCAGGCCCACUGUUUAGCUUGCCAGGACACCACAGUAGAGAUAGGACAAGAAAUAUCAGAGGCUACGGUGGUCUUCAGUAGAACAGCAAAAGGACUGGAAAAACCUGGAUAUGCUGGAUCUGGAACGAUGGGCUCUUUUCCCGCACCCCCUUUAAAACCAGUAGCAGUGGUGGUGAACCUAUGGCACUGCAGAUGUUCAUGGACUACAAUUCCCAUCAGCCCCUGCCAGCACAGCCAAUUGGCCAUGCUGGCAGGGGAUUAUGGGAAUUGUAGUCCAUGAACAUCUGCAGUGCCAUAGGUUCGACACCAUGGAGCUAGGGCAUUUCAUUCCACCCAACUUUCAUUUUUCAUGAAAUAUUUUUCUCUGUCUCAUUUACACACAUAAACUGGUGUUUGACAAUUUGGCCUGCUCUAUUCUUGUCCUGCUCCUCUGCACUUUCUGGGACAUCAGUGUAACUUACAUUGGAGCCACACCCUGCUACGCCACUGACUUCAAUAGAUUCAGGAUUGCACUGUUAGCCAGAUUAGAGGAGUAUAAAUUCUUUGACAUAUCAAACAUCUUCUCUCCAUUGCUACUCCCCCUUUUGCCUGCUCUAGAAGUUUAAAAAGUGUUCCAUAUUUAUGCCAGCAGCUACUAUGUGUGUAAGCCUCUCCCCAAAAAUAGCAGCUAGGUAUAUCAUCUCGUCCUUGGAAGUUCAUUAAUAACUAGCAUAUUUUGAGGCUUAUUUGUUCUCUCUUUCUCGCAUUGCCAAUAAAUGUACUGUCUGAGUAGCUAGAGUUUGGAAGCGUUCAAAGUUUUAUUUGAGUUUCUCUGCACCAUGCUUUUAAUUCCACACGUAUCACUUUUUCCAUUUGUUUUUUUCCCCACACGUUUGCCUCUUCCACGGCUGACUUUUUAUCCUUUUCUUUUACGAGCUCUUUUAUGUUUAUUUGAUAUCCUUCCCCCAUGUUUUAUUUCUAAAAGAACGAACGCCUUUCAAAAAUUUUAAACCUGAUUUUUAAAAUCAGUCUGUCAACUAUUAAUCUAGAAUCCGGUAGUAAAAACAAAACCAACAGAAGCCUCCCCUCCUCAAGGAAAUAAAAAGAAAAGGAAAACCCAGGGCGGAGAGAAGGGCAAAUACCGGAAAGAAGACUGCCAAGAAAGAAUUCCUUCGAAGAAAAAAGUUGGAGAAAUGUGACACUGAUUUCAUACCACUGGAAAACAAUUGUAUCGCUUGAAUGUUGUAAUAGGGUUUUAAAUAAAGAUAUGCUAUUUGGGUCUCA